Messenger RNA from Mesocestoides corti, 432 nucleotides. NCBI's taxonomy places the organism in Eukaryota, Metazoa, Platyhelminthes, Cestoda, Cyclophyllidea, Mesocestoididae. The record is from the annotation of a GenBank genome assembly.
AUGCUGUGCUUGCAAUCGAAACAGUCGAAAUAUGAUGUAGUCAUUCAAUUUAUAUAUAUCCUUCUUGAGGAGUUUUCGGGUGUGGAGGACCAAUCAAACUUCGGGCUCAGAUGGAGCGGCAAUGGUGGGGCGUGGCUGCUUGGGCUGGGCCAGACGCCUCAGCAGUGGGCGGUGGAAUGUGUGAAGGGAGGCCGAGGCCAGCGAGAGCCGGGAUGUACCAAGGCGCCAAUGUCAGCGGCAAGAGCAGACAUCGCGCGACGGCAGAUGGCACGUUUAAUCGACACGAGACAUGAGUGCAAGCGUGAGGAGCAGACCGUGGGCAUCGGGAACCUGAGUCACUGUGAUCACGUGGUUCUCUCCCCCGUUCACCUGCCUCGCCUACCAGCCCACAUCCAUCGUGUGAUCGGAACGGGCGAUCGAUACACGGGAUGA